AAACUAACGAAGCCCACUCUCCGACUCAAAGCUUUACCUUUCUUUCGAAACCCACUAUCUUCGUUCCAAAAAAAAAAAAAUCUCCGUAUGAGCUUUUCGUACUACUGACGGCGUCUGCGAUGGGGAUCGAUUUCAAGGAAGGAUGUAAGAGCAAUGAGACGAAGCACAUGGCUUCGAAUUCCAACUCCAUGAAAUCUAGUAUCUAUCUCAAGCAAUGUGACAAUCUUUACCAAUUUCAUGUGAGGAGAUGUAGGAGCAGCUUGAAUGUAUCAAAGAGGUUGUUCGUGAGCAAUAUCAACAAGCAUCCACGUUCCCUCUCCAGGAUCGUUCGAUUCGAUUUGACGCUGAGCCCACCUCCUGGUAUGACACACAGCCACUCUAAACCCUUUGUCUGGUCGAAGGGAAGGAAGUUUUGGAAAGCUAUAGGCAGGAGGAACAACAGGGGUUUUAGGGCUUAA
Messenger RNA from Linum tenue, 458 nucleotides. The record is from the annotation of a GenBank genome assembly. NCBI's taxonomy places the organism in Eukaryota, Viridiplantae, Streptophyta, Magnoliopsida, Malpighiales, Linaceae.